AUGAUUGAUCUGCUAGGUGAUGGCAUAAUUGAUGUGCGCACCGCGUUUGGGUGGAUAUCAACCGGACCGCGUGAAUUCGGAAUAGGGCAAGGUUCAAUACUUUCGAUUCUGCGCAUAGCGUGUUAUAUGGACUACCUGCAAGAACAAUUGGCGGGCUGUCCUGACCCUGUUGAAGUUCGACACCACCAAACCGGAGGAGGCAUAGAGAUCAGUAGCACGCUCUUUGUCGAUGACCAACUUGAUAUGACCACCUCGCUCCGUCGAAUUCAAGCUAGAGCCAAGACGACAAAUAUCUUUACGGGCAAAGCGGGUACUGGAGGCGUGUUUGGUGCGGAGAAAUCAUUCAUGAUGUACAUGACUUCGAAUAAUGAGCACUUUGAUGCCGUACAGCUAAUUGACGGCUUAGGAAUUCCACGGGAGGUGAAGGCUGUUUCUCCGGAGGAAGGUUUUAAGCAUCUAGGGGUCUAUCAAGGUGGUGAUAACCUUUGGGAGGCUACGAUUACACCAACCUGGGUCCGUCUCACAGAAGAAGCUGGUCGAAUCGUCCGGCAGAAACUUUCACUCGUGCAAUUUCGAUAUAUUGUGAACUCAGUCUGGAUUCCCCAUUUACGAUAUCGUAUGGUGCUUGGAGGGGCCAUUGGGGUAGCGGGGAGUAUUGGCACAUUUAUCAGGCAAGUUGCUCGGUCAGUGUUACGCCUCCCACAUUCCACUCCUAGAUCGGUCUAUUAUGAUAAAGUCAACGGCCUCGGAUUGUUGAGUUGCGAACUCGACGCCAAUGUCCACCGCUACAACGAAGCUGUUCGAAUACUGAACUCCCCCGAUCUACCGGUCUAUCAUUUGCUUGUCGAGUCACUAGAGAUGUACCAGGUGAACGCCGGACUUACGGAGAAUCCGCUUAGUGUACCUAUCAAACCCCCAGUACAGGUUACGACGUGGGCAGGGUGCAUAAUACGCUUCGCGGCGGCAAUGACCCCACCACUAAAGCUUGAUUGUAAAUGGAAGCAGCCACCCGCUGCACUCGCCAAACGUUCUAAUGAUCGACCAUUACUCCACUACACGCGGCAGGAGCUGCGACCAAAGCUGGUAGCUGUUAAUUGGAACACGGACUAUAAGCUGCAGUACCUCGGGGACAUUGUUACAGACUGUGGAACGCGGCUACUUACACGGGCUCAACUCCAACAAAAAGGGAUGUGGCAGGGAGCCAAGCGGGCACGGGUUGACGAGCUUUAUUCCGAAUGGAAAGAGCAGCUCGCAAAAGGUGGGUCAUUGGACGUGCGUGAACCGGUGUGA
Messenger RNA from Phytophthora sojae, 1290 nucleotides. RefSeq lists its product as hypothetical. The coding region runs from base 1 to 1290 and encodes 429 amino acids. The record is from RefSeq and is a predicted model, not a curated record. Lineage: Eukaryota; Oomycota; Peronosporomycetes; Peronosporales; Peronosporaceae. The transcript has a single exon.